AUGCGAGUUAUUGCGGCUUACAAGCGAGAGAUGCUUGUUGAUGGACACCACCUCAAAAGAAGACAAUACAAGACAACUUGUAAAUUCACUCUCUCUCUCUCUCUCUCUCUCUCUCUCUCUCUCUCUCUCUCUCUCUCUCUCUCUCUCAUUCUCUCUCUCUCACUCUCUCUCUCUCUCUCUCUCUCUCUCUCUCUCUCUCUCUCUCUCUCUCUCUCUCACUCUCUCUCACUCUCUCUCUCUCACUCUCUCACUCUCUCUCUCUCUCUCAUUCUCUCUCAUUCUCUCCGUCUCUCUGUGUUCACAUCUAUCUAUCCAUCUAUCUCACCCUGUUCAUAUCUAUGUAUGUGUUCUUAUCUGUCUAUCUAUCGAUCUAUCUAUAUAACUUAUCCUGUUUUUAACUAUCUCAGUUUACUUAUAUCUAUUUCACUCCGUUUAUAUCGAUCUAUCUAUCUGAGGUUGAUGUGCCGUAAAACAAAACAAACCAAACCAAAACCACACUGUUCAUAUCUAUCUAUCUAUCUAUCUAUCUAUCUAUCUAUAUAUCUCUGUCUGUUCUUAUCUUUUCUAUCUAUCUAUCUAUCUAUCUAUCUAUCUAUCUAUCUAUCUAAGUCUAAUCAUUAUCUAUCCCAUUCUGUUCACAUCUAUCUAAGUCUAUUUAUAUCUAUUUCAUUCCGUUCAUAUCUAAGCCUAAUCAUUAUCUAUCUAGCUUAUCUCACACUGUUCAUAUCUAUCUAUCUAUCUAUCUAUCUAUCUAUCUAUCUAUCUAUCUAUCUCUUUUGUACGUCUCUCUCUCUUUAUCUCUCUCUCCCUAUCUAUCUAUCUAUCUAUCUAUCUCAAUCUGUUUCUAUCUAUCUAUCUAUCUAUCUAUCUAUCUAUCUAUCUAUCUAUCUCUGUUCUUAUAUAUCUAUUCUAGUCUGUUACUAUCUCCGUUUGUACGUCUCUCUCUCUUUAUCUCUCUCUCUCCCUAUCUAUCUAUCUAUCUAUCUAUCUAUAUCAAUCUGUUUCUAUCUAUCUAUCUAUCUAUCUAUCUAUCUAUCUAUCCAUCUAUCUAGUCUGUUUCAGAGUUUGUUCACCCCCCCUCUCUCUCUCUCAGUCUAUCUAUCUAUCUAUCUAUCUAUCUAUCUAUCUAUCUAUCUAUCUAACAAGUUAUUAUGUGCAUCCAAUCAUUCUUUUCCUUUCCUCCUUACUCUCCUCCCAGCCUUACUCUCCUUCACGCCUUACUCUCCAUUCCACCUUACUCUCUUUUCCUCCUUUCUCUCCUUUCAAGAACACUCCCUCUCUCUCUCUAUCUCUAUCUCACUCUCUCUUUCACGUUCACUCGCUCUCACUCUCUCUCUCUAUUGUUCCCUCUCUCUCUAUUUCACUUUCUCUUUCUCACGCUACCUCGCUCUCACUCGCUCUCUCUCUCUCUUCCUCUCGCUCUUUCUCUCUAACUCUCUCUUACGUUCCCUCGCUCUCAAUCACUAUCUUGCUCUCUCUAUCUCUCACACGCGACCUUGCUCUCGCUUGCUCUCUCUUGCUCUCUCUCUAUAUAUAUAUAUACAUCACGCUCUCAAUCUCACUUUCUCACGCUACCUCGCUCUCUCGCUCCCUCUCGCUCCCUUUCGCUCUCUCUCUCUAACUCUCUCACGCUCCAUCGCUCUUAAUCGUUAUCUCACUUUCUCUAUCUCACUCUCUAUCUCUCUCACACGCGAACUCGCUCUCACUCACCCUCUCUUGCUCUCUCUCUAUAUAUAUAUAUCUCACGCUCUCUCUCUCUCUCUCUAUCUCUACCUAAAUCUCUCUCUCUCGCUCCCUCGCUUUCUAUUUCUCUCUCUCACUUCCUCCCUCUCUCCCUCUCUCUCUCUCUCUCUCUCUCUCUCUCUCUGA
Messenger RNA from Acanthosepion pharaonis, 1869 nucleotides. NCBI's taxonomy places the organism in Eukaryota, Metazoa, Mollusca, Cephalopoda, Sepiida, Sepiidae. The record is from the annotation of a GenBank genome assembly.